This is a messenger RNA of Radiomyces spectabilis, 1188 nucleotides long. RefSeq lists its product as uncharacterized. Gene Ontology annotation, molecular function: RNA polymerase II cis-regulatory region sequence-specific DNA binding; DNA-binding transcription factor activity, RNA polymerase II-specific. The coding region runs from base 138 to 1052 and encodes 304 amino acids. Gene Ontology annotation, biological process: regulation of transcription by RNA polymerase II. The record is from RefSeq and is a predicted model, not a curated record. Lineage: Eukaryota; Fungi; Mucoromycota; Mucoromycetes; Mucorales; Radiomycetaceae. The transcript has a single exon.
AGCAACAACAACAACAACAACAACAACAGCAACAACAACAACAACAUCACCAGCACCAGCAUCACCAGCACCAGCAGCAUCAUCAUCAACAACUGCAACAGCAACAAUUACCUGAGCAAAAAAAUGAAGCUGGUGCAAUGGAUCUUUCAGCACAGCAAAACCCUCCCCGUCACUUUUCCCCUUACAGAGAUCAUUUUAUGCAUCGACCUGCUUCAGUUGCCAUGAUGACAGAAGAUUUGAAGCAACCGUCGGAUCUCUUGGCAUCAUCAAACCACUAUUCCCAAGCUUCACAAUCUCAACCAUCACCCCAUCAACAGCAACAACAUCCUCACCCCCACUCUCAUCCACAUCAGCAUCAACAACCACAACCGUCAUCUCCCCAUCAACAACACGCUCACCUUUCUCACCGCAAUCCAUACUCACCUGCAUCCUAUUAUAAUUCCCCCUCCUAUUACCCUACGUUACCUGUGCCAUCCAAGUUGGACUCCCCCUCCACCCUUUCCACUAAUGCCAACGACCGAUUCAUCAACCAUUACAGUCCGAAUCCACCUGAACCCUAUGCAGCCGAAUCCCCCUCGCAGGAUGAAAAACAACAUGUCUGCACUCACCCCAACUGCCAACGCCGGUUUAAGCGUCUGGAACAUUUGAAGCGACAUAUGCGCAUCCACACGUCCGAACGACCUUUUCAAUGCACCUAUGCCGGCUGUCAAAAGUCGUUUUCUCGCUCAGAUAACUUGACUCAACAUCUGAAAACGCAUGAACGUCGUGGAUCGCGCUACCAUCAUCAUCUAACAUCUGAGAUGCCGCCACCAAACUCCGCCGUCAGUGGGUCCAACGGAGGUCCCAAUUCACUUGCUUUUGUCGAUUUCAUGCGAACCCCUGGUUAUAUGAUGGAUCAUUCUUUCCAUGACAGUAACAACGCGAUGCAUCAUUGGCGACCUCAUCCUCAUCCUCAUCAUCAACCACCACCACCACCUCCAUCUUCCUCUCAACCCUCCUCUCAAUCACAGCACGAACUCCAACAGCAUGCAGGCGAUGCUGUAGGAUGCUAGUUAUUUUUUCUUUGUUUUUUUGUCAAAUAGUGUUUUUAUUUCAUCACUUCUUUUUUUUCGUUAUUUCUUUCACAUAAUCGGUCAUCAUCAUCAAGUAAAGUAAAAAUAGUACGCUUUGAUCUUGAUUCAUAUCGAG